Molecule: messenger RNA, 765 nt
Organism: Prunus persica (peach)
Lineage: Eukaryota; Viridiplantae; Streptophyta; Magnoliopsida; Rosales; Rosaceae
Product: delta(12)-oleate desaturase
Exons: 2
Biological process (GO): lipid metabolic process
Molecular function (GO): oxidoreductase activity
Source: RefSeq, a predicted model, not a curated record
UUUGGGAUUGAGGUUUCUAAAAACGCCAUUCCACCACAUUGCUUCAACCGCUCUCUCCUCCGCUCCUUCUCCUAUGUCCUCUUCGACCUAACCCUGUCCUUCCUCCCCUACCACAUUGCCACCUCAUACUUCCACCUCCUCCCUCACCCCCUCCUCCCCUACAUCUCUUGGCCCAUCUAUUGGAUCCUCCAAGGCUGCAUGCUAACCAGUGUGUGGAUCAUCGCACAUGAAUGUGGCCACCAUGCCUUCAGUGACUACCAAAUAGUGGACAACGUCGUUGGCCUCGUCCUCCCCACUGCCCUUCUUGUCCUUUAUUUCUCAAGGAAGUACAGCCACCGCCGCAACCACUCGAUCGACAUCGGUUCGAUGGAGCGGGACGAAGUGUUCGUUCCAAAACCAAAGUCUAAUAUGCCAUGGUACAACAAUUACUUCAACAACACACCAGGCAGGCUCUUGGUUAUUCUUGUCACUCUAACAGUCGGCUGGCCCUGGCUGAGAGGGGCUUUGGCGACUGUGGACAGAGACUAUGGGGUGCUUAACAAGGUGUUCCAUACACAUGUUGUGCACCAUCUCUUCUCUACAAUGCCGCAUUAUCAUGCAAUGGAAGCAACCAAUGUGCUCAAGCCUAUUUUGGGAGAGUAUUAUAGUGUUGAUGCAACUCCAAUUUGGAAGGCUCUGUGGAGGGAAGCUAGAGAGUGCCUUUUUAUUGAACCUGAUGAGGAUGGUGCUCAAAACGAUGUGUUUUGGUACCGGAACAAGUUCUGA